Messenger RNA from Brachypodium distachyon (stiff brome), 1125 nucleotides. Its product is annotated as probable protein phosphatase 2C 50. The record is from RefSeq and is marked provisional. Gene Ontology annotation, molecular function: protein serine/threonine phosphatase activity; cation binding. Gene Ontology annotation, biological process: protein dephosphorylation. NCBI's taxonomy places the organism in Eukaryota, Viridiplantae, Streptophyta, Magnoliopsida, Poales, Poaceae.
AUGGCGGCGGCGGAGGCGAUCUGCGCGGAGGACGAGGCGGCGUGCGCGGGCGGGAUCGAGAGGCUGGAUCUCGGCGACGGGAGGGCGGCGCUCGUGGCGGGGGGCAAGAGGAGCGUGUACCUGAUGGAGUGCGAGCCGGUGUGGGGCUGCGUCGCCACGCCGGGCCGCGGCGGGGAGAUGGAGGACGCGUGCGCCGCCGUCCCGCGCUUCGCCGACGUGCCCGUGCGCCUGCUCGCCAGGCGGCAGGACCUGGAGGGGCUCGGGCUCGACGCCGACGCGCUCCGCCUGCCCGCGCACCUCUUCGCCGUCUUCGACGGCCACGGCGGCGCCGAGGUGGCCAACUAUUGCCGGGAGAGGCUCCACGACGUCCUGAGCAAGGAGCUGAGGAGGCCCAGUAAGGAUUUGUGGGAGAUGAGCGAUGUGGACAUGAAGGAGCACUGGGAAGAGCUCUUCACCAAAUGUUUCCAGAGAGUAGACGACGAGGUGUCAGGCCGAGCAAGCAGGCUGGUCGAUGGUUUCCCGGAGCCCCGGUCAGAACCGAUUGCAGCGGAGAACGUCGGCUCGACUGCGGUCGUCGUGGUCGUGUGCUCCUCUCAUGUCGUGGUCGCAAACUGCGGCGAUUCGCGUAUCGUGCUUUCGCGCGGGAAGGAGCCCGUGGCGCUUUCAAUUGAUCAUAAGCCUGACAGGAAGGAUGAGCGAGCCAGGAUUGAGGCUGCGGGAGGCAAGGUCAUCCAGUGGAAUGGUUCCCGGGUGUCCGGUAUACUUGCCAUGUCACGAUCAAUAGGUGACCGAUAUUUGAAGCCAUUUGUCAUAUCAAAACCAGAAGUGACAGUUGUUCCUCGGGCAAAAGAUGAUGACUGCCUCAUUUUGGCGAGUGAUGGGCUGUGGGACGUCGUGUCGAAUGAAGAAGCAUGCAAAGCUGCGCGCCGGCAAAUCCAGCAGUGGCACAAGAAUAACAGUGUUGCGACACCAUUGUCUCAUGAAGGUGAUGGAUCCACCGAUCCUGCCGCGCAAGCAGCAGCGGAUUAUCUCGUGAGGCUUGCACUGAAGAAAGGAAGUGGGGACAAUAUCAGUGUAAUUGUGGUUGACUUGAAACCUCGGAGGAAAGCCAAGAACAAUUCCUGA